Messenger RNA from Sorex fumeus (smoky shrew), 615 nucleotides. RefSeq names its product p53 and DNA damage-regulated protein 1. The record is from RefSeq and is a predicted model, not a curated record. The transcript is spliced from 5 exons. Gene Ontology annotation, biological process: protein folding. The coding region runs from base 22 to 423 and encodes 133 amino acids. Lineage: Eukaryota; Metazoa; Chordata; Mammalia; Eulipotyphla; Soricidae. Gene Ontology annotation, cellular component: prefoldin complex.
CUCUGGGUACCACUCGGCAUCAUGCUGUCCCCGGAGGCGGAGCGAGUGUUGCGCUACCUGGCGGAGGUGGAGGAGCUCGCCGAGGACGUGCUGGCCGACAAGCAGCAGAUCGUGGACCUGGACACCAAACGGAAUCAGAACCGGGAGGGUCUGCGGGCCCUGCAGCGGGAUCUCAGCCUCUCCGAAGAUGUGGCGGUUUGCUUCGGGAACAUGUUUAUCAAGAUGUCUCACCCGGAGACAAAGGAAAUGCUCGAGAAAGAUCAGGAACAUCUGAAUAAAGAAAUUGACAAAAUCCGGAAACGCCUGAAAGUGAAGGUCAACCGCCUCUUUGAGGCCCAAGGCAAGCCAGAGCUGAAGGGGUUUAAUCUGACGCCCCUCAACCAAGAUGAGCUCAAAGCCAUCAAGGUCAUCUUGAAAGGAUGAAGCUCAAGACCGAGGAUGGGGAACCUCGGACCAUCAUCCCCGCUGAGGUCACAGAGGACCCUGGACUCUCAAGCUUGGAACCCUGCGAGUGGACUGGUGGAAGCCGGGUUCGGCUGCUGCCCUGGCUGGACACAAGGCCCAUUGACAGGCCCGCCAGCCGCUGCCAGUGGAUGGGUGGGGGCUGCGCUGUGG